Molecule: messenger RNA, 811 nt
Organism: Triticum dicoccoides
Lineage: Eukaryota; Viridiplantae; Streptophyta; Magnoliopsida; Poales; Poaceae
Exons: 4
Coding region: 116-487 (123 amino acids)
Source: RefSeq, a predicted model, not a curated record
UAGGCGCCAACCCCACGGCAAUUUCGCUCCAGAAAAGCUCCAUCGCUGUUUCAUCCAGAGCCCGCCAAUAUCUCCAAAACUCUCCGUGGUCUGGGAAAAGAGUGGUGCUAGAGAGAUGGAUGGCCGCAAUCUGCUGGGUGCUGCAGGAGCUGAUCGAGCGAGGCGGAACCAGGCCAAGAUCGUCCAGAUGGCGGUGCCGGUGCUGGCCAUGCUGCUGCUGCUGCUCACGGCGGCGGCGGCGGUCUCCAUGGCGCCCGACGGCACUGCCCGGCUGCACGCCUUGUUCUGCAGCAACCACUUCGUGAUGAUGUGCGUGCUCUCCCAGAUCAACCUGGCCUGUCUUUUCGCGAGGAAGGCCGCUCGGGCGCGGACGCUGGCGGCCCGGCGCUGGUACGCGGUGGGCGCCGCCGCGUGCUUCGUGGAGCUCGCGCUCAAGCCCUACAGGAUCCGUCUGCUGUGCCACGCGGCUGUGGAGGAUGGUGCCUAGGUGCGCCGCGCAUGUGUGGAUUCGCCUGCCGAAGGAUCGAAGACGGAUGAUUUUGGAGUCUGGAGAUGCGCCGUUUUGUUUAGCUCUUACUCUGCUACUCUAAGCUAGAAAUUUGGAAGGGCCUGUCGUAAUGGGUUUCAGUCUCAAUUUGCCAGUAUGUCUGUACUUGGGUACAAGUUUAACUUACCAUUUUGUUGUUGUCUUGUUCAGUUGGGGUUUAGACUGCCUGUCUGUUUGUAGCAUGCAGCAGCUUUGGGGUUUAGACUCUCUGUAUGAACUUGGACCGGAUUUGAAUUUGUUCAUUUCAACUGUAGCAUGUACGCA